AUGACUAAAGAAGCCGAGCCAUUAGAUCCGGAUUCGAAGCUUUCCGAGCCGGUUAGAAGACAUUCUAGCCUUCCAAAAGGUUGUAUUAAUUGCCGAGCCUGCUUCACCAACUGGUCCAUAUGGUUUUCUGGAAUUGCCACCAUUAUCACGUUGCUUUCAUCAAUUCUAUUCACCUACUAUUUCUCGAAGGCGCUUUCUGGAUUUGCUAAACAGAUCAACGCAUUCGUCAAAGUCGGGGACCUCGGCAACGUCUUUUUCCAGACCCUCGUCACAAUCUUUGUAAUCUGUUUCGUCACGUACCUAUUUUUCGUUCAUCUGGCGUCAGCAAAAUUCUUUCGAAAUUGGCUAAAUAAUUGUGGGACGUUGUGCAUACUUUUUGGAAGCUCUGUCUUUUCACAGGUAUUCCUGAUCUGCUGGGUUUUGGUCACCUGCUUUGUAUCGGCCCUUACCCUCGUCUAUUUCCUGUUCAUCGGCGGAAUCUAUGGAUUUUGCAAAGUGGUGGAUACCGAGUGCUUCAAUUUCAAGGUGUUGAUCCCGGCUAUCGUGAAUCGCGUUAGUAAUAAGCAACUCGACAUGACGUUUUGUCAAGACAAAAAAGAGCUACUGUGCAGUGGCGAAAAUAACAUGUUUGGCAACUUUUGCGCAGCGUUUCUGAUGGCGGUUAUUACUUUUUGCGGCUGCCUGGUCGUCCAAAACUGCGUAGUCUACGGUUUGGGCAAGAAAAAUGCGAAGGCCAGAAAGCCGAAGGAUGAAGCGUACCAGUUAUCGGAAAUGAAA
This is a messenger RNA of Mesorhabditis spiculigera, 777 nucleotides long. NCBI's taxonomy places the organism in Eukaryota, Metazoa, Nematoda, Chromadorea, Rhabditida, Rhabditidae. The record is from the annotation of a GenBank genome assembly.